GAAACCCGAGCGGGCGGGAGCCAGACUGGCUGUACCGGGCACACACGGGAUCAGGAGCCAGCACACCCGCUCCGCUCGCGCUGCUCCGGAGGGGAGGCUGGACAGGCUUUGCUCCUGAGGAUAUUUACUGCAUGUUGCCGUGAGUGGGGGAGAGGCAGAAGAUACCCUCAAAAUGGAGGAAGAAGAAUAUGAAGAAGUUGUGGAGUACUACAUCGAAGAGACAGUUAUUGAAGAGGGUGAACCACACGAGGUGAUCACUGAGGUCACUGAGACCAUUAGCACAGACUUCUCAGGUCCUAAAACUACCACCUAUACUGUUGAGCAUGAAAAACCUUCUGCUGAGGAUGCAGCGCCUCCAGUCAGAAAGAAGACGAUACGGACAAAAGUGGAUUCAUCGAAGUUCUUGACGCCUUAUCUGGAACACAGUAAUAAAAUGAAGGACCUGUUCAGUGAGAACAAGUACAAAGAAAAAUUUAGAAAAGAAAAAGGAAAGCCAUAUGCUUCCACAGUUGAUACCCCAGAAAUUCGGAGAAUCAAGAAAGUGCAAGAACAGCUCAGCGAGGUUAAAUACCGCAUGGCUGGUGAGGUCGCUAGAACUAUUUGCCACGUUGAUGAAAAGGCCAAGGAUAUAGAACAUGCAAAGAAGGUGUCCCAGCAAGUGAGCAAGGUAUUAUAUAAACAGAACUGGGAGGAGAAUAAGGACAAGUACCUGCUUCCCCCUGAUGCUCCAGAGCUUGUGAAUGCAAUAAAAAACACAGCACUCUUCAGUAAGAAACUCUAUACUGAGGACUGGGAAGGAGACAAAACAUUAUUCUACCCUUACAAUGACAGUCCAGAGCUCAGAAGGGUGGCACAGGCUCAAAAGGCUCUGAGCGAUAUUGUCUACAAAAAAGGGCACGAUGAACGAAAAUCUAAAUAUACUCCUCUGCCAGAUCCACCUGAUGUGGAACAAGCCAAGAAAGUGACGCGGCAGCUGAGUGACGUUAUUUACCAUGAGGACUAUAAAAACAAGAUCAAAGGCAAGUGGAGUCAAACUCCAUGCUAUGAUGUUGCAAUUGCGAAAAUGAAUGCAGAAAAUAUAAGCAUGAGAAAAUACCAGGAAGACUUUGAAAACAUGAAAGACCAAAUCUACUUUAUGCAGACCGAAACUCCAGAAUAUGAAGCCAACAAGCGAGUUUCCGAAAAUGUCAGUAAGGUAAAAUACAGAGCAGACUAUGAAAAGAAUAAAGCUAUUGCAGAUUAUAAUGUGCUUCCUGCUACGGAGAACCCAUUGCUGAGGCAACUAAAAGCUGCAGGAAAUGUGCUGAGUGAUAAACUGUACAAAGAAGCCUAUGAACAGUCAAAAGCGACCAGCGUGAAUUACUGUGACACACCCAAGUUCCAGACUGAUACUGUUCUGAAGAAUUUUAGUGAUGUAAAGUAUAAAGAUGCCUAUCAAAAGAAUAUUUUAGGACACUAUUUGGGCAGCUUCGAGGACCCACAUCAUACACACUGCAUGCAGGUUGAAGCUAUGAAGAGUGAUAAAAACUACAAAGCAGAUUAUGAGGAGGAAAAGACAAAAUGCUACUUCCCUCAGACCAUAACUCAAGAGUACGAAGCUAUUAAGAAGUUAGAGCAGUGUAAAGACCACACCUACAAAAAGCAUCCUGAUCAAAUCAAAUUUACUCAAGUGGUUGACUCUCCGGUACAGAAACAAGCAGAGAUCAAUAGCAAACAGCAGAGUGACAUAUUAUAUAAAUCCAAAGGUGAAGAAAUUAUUCACAAGUAUCACCUCCCUCCGGACGUGCCCCAGUUUAUACAGGCUAGGGUUAAUGCCUACAAUGUUAGUGAUAACUAUUACAAAACGGGAUUGGACGAAAUAAAAUCAAGGGGAUAUGAUCUGAAAAGUGAUGCUAUUCCCAUCCGAGCUGCCAAGGCUGCUAGGCAGGCUGCCAGUGACGUUAACUAUAAAAAAGACUAUGAACGUGCCAAGGGUAAACUCGUUGGCUUCAAGAGCCUCCAAGAUGAUCCCAAACUCGUUCAUUAUAUGAAGGUGGCCAAGAUGCAGUCUGACCGGGAGUACAAGAAAGACUAUGAGAAAACAAAAACUAAGUACAGCAUUCCACUGGAUAUGUUCGAUGUCGUCGGUGCCCAGAAGGCUCAAGAGAUCGCCAGCAAUACUAAUUACAAGAACCUCCUGCACCACUACACUUAUUUACCAGAUGCAAUGAGUGUGGAGCUGACCAAAAAUAUGAUGGAGAUUCAGAGCGAUAACGCGUACAAAGCAGAUUAUAAUAACUGGAUGAAAGGCAUUGGUUGGAUCCCCAUUGGCUCCCUAGAAGUAGAAAAAGCUAAAAAAGCUGGAGAAGCCUUGAAUGAAAAGAAAUAUCGUCAGCAUCCAGACACCAUUAAAUUUACAAGUGUUGUGGACUCUCCGGUAAUGGUCCAAGCCAAACAGAAUUCAGUGCAACUCAAUGAUAAACUGUACAGAUCUUCUGGAGAGGAAAUUAAACAUAAAUACACGCUUCACCCAGAUGUCCCGCAGUUUAUCCAAGCUCGAUACAAUGCAGCUAAUGUCAGUGAUGCCUAUUAUAAACAAGACUACCAUGAUCUGAUAGCUAAAGGGCACAAUGUGUCAGUUGAUGCUAUUCCAAUUGCUCGAGCCAAGGCUUCAAGAAACAUUGCUAGUGAUUACAAAUAUAAAGAAGCAUAUGAAAAGGCUAAAGGACAGCAGGUCGGUUUCAGAAGCCUGCAAGAUGACCCCAAGCUUGUCCACUACAUGCACGUAGCAAAGAUUCAGUCUGAGCGUGAGUACAAGAAGGACUAUGAGAACACCAAGACUAAAUACCACACACCUCCCGACACGUUCAGUAUCCAGGCUGCAAAGCACGCUCAGGAUGUGGCUUCUAAUACCCACUACAAAAAUCUGAUCCAUCACUACACUUACCUGCCAGAUGCCAUGGAUGUUGAGCUUGCAAAGAACAUGAUGGAAAUCCAGAGUGAUAAUGCAUACAAACAAGAUUAUAAUAGCUGGUUCAAGGGUAUUGGAUGGAGUCCUCUCGGUUCUCUGGAUGUUGAAAAAGCUAAAAAGGCUGGAGAGGCAUUAAAUGAAAAGAAAUACCGUCAGCACCCAGACACCAUCAAAUUUACAAGCAUACCGGAUUCAAUACCAAUGGUUUUAGCUCAGCACAACACCAAGCAAUUGAGUGAUGUGACAUAUAAGCAAGAGGGUGAAAAAGUAAAGCACAAAUACACCCUGGAUCCCGAUGUGCCUCAGUUUAUUCAAGCCAGGGUCAACGCCUACAAUUUGAGCGAUGCUAACUACAAAGCAGACUGGAAAAAGACCAUUGCCAAAGGAUAUGAUCUGAAACCAGAUGCCAUUCCUAUAAUUGCUGCUAAAGCUUCUCGAAAUAUUGCAAGUGAUUACAAAUACAAGGAAUCGUAUGAGAAAGAGAAGGGCAAACAGGUUGGAUUCCGCAGCCUGCAGGAUGAUCCUAAACUUGUUCAUUACAUGAAAGUGGCCAAAUUGCAAUCAGAUCGUGAGUACAAGAAGGAUUAUGAAAUCACCAAGACCAAAUAUCAUACGCCUUUGGAUAUGUUCAGCGUGACGGCUGCCAAGAAAGCCCAGGAAGCCGUUACAAACUCUGGCUAUAAACAGCUAAUUCACAAUUACACACUCUUGCCUGAUUCUGUGAAUCUGGAGCUAUCAAGAAAUGUGAUGCAGCUUCAGAGCGAUAACGUGUACAAAGCAGACUUUAAUAACUGGCUGAGAGGAGUUGGCUGGAUACCGAUUCAGUCACUGGAUGUAGAAAAGGCCAAAAAAGCUACAGAGAUUCUCAGUGAAAAGAAGUAUCGGCAGCACCCAGACAAGCUGAAAUAUUCCAUUCCACUGGAUGCGAUGGAACAAGUGCUGGCCAAGCAAAACGCCAAGACCAUGAACAAGAGGCUCUACACUGAUAAAUGGAACAAAGAGAAGACCAGCAUUCAUGUGAUGCCAGAUACUCCAGAAAUUCUGCAGUCCAGAGUGAACCAGAUCACAAUGAGUAACAAACUUUACAAAGCUGGAUGGGAGGAAGACAAGAAGAAAGGUUAUGACAUGCGGCCAGAUGCUAUUCCAAUAAAAGCAGCCAAAGCCUCCAGAGACAUUGCAAGCGAUUAUAAAUACAAACUAGCCUACGAAAAAGAGAAAGGAAAACAUAUUGGGUUCCGCAGCCUUGAAGACGACCCCAAGCUGGUGCACUUCAUGCACGUGGCUAAAAUACAAUCCGAUCGUGAAUACAAAAAGGAUUACGAGAAGUCAAAGACUAAUUUCCACACACCAGUUGACAUGGUCAGUGUUGUGGCAGCCAAGAAAGCACAGGAGGUGGCUACAAAUGCAAACUACAAACACUUGAUCCAUACCUACAAUGUUUUGCCUGAUGCAAUGAGUCUUGAAUUAGCCAAAACCAUGAUGCAGAUUCAAAGCGAUAAUCAAUACAGAGCAGAGUAUGAUGAAAGCAUGAAGGGUGUUGGCUGGAUGCCGCUGGGCUCCUUGGAAGCUGAGAAGAACAAAAAAGCAAUGGAAAUUCUUAGUGAAAAGAAGUACCGCCAGCAUCCAGACAGGUUGAAGUAUUCUGUUCCUUUGGAUUCCAUGAACAUGGUCUUAGCUUUAAAUAAUGCUAAAAUCAUGGAUGAGCACAAGUACAAAGAAGCAUGGGAAGAAGACAAAAAGAAAGUUCACAUCACACCAGAUAUUCCUCAGAUUGCUUUAGCAAAAGUUAAUGCGUUCAAUCUAAGUGAUAAAAUGUACAGACUUUCAUUUGAAGAAGUGAGGAAGAAAGGGUAUGAUCUCAGAGCUGAUGCUAUCCCCAUUAAAGCUGCCAAAGCUUCUAGGGAUAUUGUCAGCGAUUAUAAAUACAAAUUAGGUUAUGAAAAAGACAAGGGAAAACUUGUAGGCUUCCGCAGCCUUCAGGAUGAUCCCAAACUUGUCCAUUACAUGCAAGUGGCCAAGAUGCAGUCUGAUCGUGAGUACAAGAAAUCUUACGAGGCGAGCAAGACAAAUUACCAAACACCUCCUGAUACAGUCAGCAUCGUGGCAGCUAAGGAGGCACAAGAUCGCAUAACCAACACUAACUACAAACGACUGAUUCACCAGUAUAUGCUUCUGCCAGAUGCAAUGAGUUUAGAACUGUACAGAAACAUGAACCAGAUACAAAGUGAUAAUCAAUACAAGCAGGAUUACAAUGAGUGGUUCAGGGGUAUCGGUUGGAGUCCUGCUGGUUCUCUGGAUGUGGAGAAAUCUAAGAAAGCCACAGAAAUCGCAAGUGAUCGGAAAUACCGCCAGCAUCCCAGCAUGUUCACCUUCACAAAAGAGAAAGAUUCCAUGGACCUGGUCCUUGCAAAGCAUAAUGCAAAUAUAAUGAACAAACAUGCUUAUACUGAAGCGUGGGAGAAGGAUAAAAUUCAGGUUCAUGUGAUGCCAGACACGCCAGAUAUUCUACAGGCAAAACAGAACAAGACAAACUACAGUCAGAAACUCUACAAGCUUGGCUGGGAGGAAAUGAUAAAGAAAGGCUAUGACCUCACACCUGAAGCCAUUUCGGUGAAAGCUGCCAAAGCUUCGAGGGAUAUCGCAAGUGACUACAAAUACAAAGAAGGUUACCGCAAGCAGCAGGGACAUCACAUUGGAUUCCGCAGCCUGCAGGAUGAUCCGAAGAUGUUGUGGUCUAUGCAAGUAGCUAAGAUGCAGAGUGAGAGGGAGUACAAGAAAGAUUUUGAAAAGUGGAAGACGAAGUUUAAUAUGCCUGUGGAUAUGUUAGGCUUCCUUCUGGCUAAAAAAUGCCAGGAACUGGUUAGUGAUAUAGACUACAAACACCCUCUGCACCGCUGGACCUGUCUGCCAGACCAGAACGACGUCACCCAGGCAAAGAGGGUCUACGAGCUACAGAGUGAUAAUCUGUAUAAGGCAGAUCUACAGUGGCUCAGAGGCCUUGGCUGGACUCCUCUGGGAUCUUUGGAGGCUGAAAAGAACAAGAAAGCUGCUGAAAUACUGAGUGAAAAGAAGUACCGGCAGCACCCAGACACGAUUAAGUUCACAAGUAUCCCAGAUGCCAUGAAUAUCGUUUUAGCAAAAUCUAAUGCCAAAAAUAGAAGCGAUAUACUGUACAGAGAAGCCUGGGACAAGGACAAGACUCAGGUUCACAUCAUGCCUGACACUCCUGAAAUUUUGCUGGCUAAAGCAAACUUAAUUAACACCAGUGAUAAACAUUACAAGUUAGGAUACGAAGAGCUCAAGAGGAAAGGCUACGAUCUUCCUCCUGACGCUAUACCCCUCAAAUCAGCAAAGGCGUCAAGAGACAUAGCGAGUGAAUACAAAUACAAAACUGCGUACCGAAAGCAGCUCGGCCACCACAUUGGGGCCCGUAACAUAGAGGAUGAUCCAAAGAUGGUGUGGUCGAUGCACGUGGCCAAGAUCCAGAGUGACAGGGAGUACAAGAAAGCCUUUGAGAAGUCCAAGACACACUUCAGUAGCCCCGUGGACAUGCUGGGCAUCGUAUUGGCCAAGAAAUGUCAGGAGCUGGUCAGUGACAUUGAUUACAAGCACCCUCUGCACCGCUGGACCUGUCUGCCGGACCAGAACGAUGUUGUCCAGGCCAGGAAAGUGUACGACCUGCAGAGUGACAACGUGUACAGGUCCGACCUUCAGUGGCUGAGGGGCAUCGGCUGGUCCCCAGCUGGUUCUCUGGAUGAUGAGAAGAACAAGAGGGCGAGCCAGAUCCUGAGCGACAAGAAGUAUCGGCAGCACCCGGACACCAUCAGAUUCACAAGCCUUCCUGACUCGAUGCCCAUGGUUCUGGCAAAGCACAACUCAGAAAUUAUGAACCAGCGAGCAUACACAGCAGCCUGGGAGAAAGACAAAACCAGUGUCCACAUUAUGCCAGAUACACCUGGUAUUUUGCAAGCCCAGCAGAACAGAGUGAACUUCAGUGAGAAACUGUACAAGCUUGCGAUGGAGGAAGAGAAGAAGAAGGGCUAUGACAUGCGGGCAGACGCCAUUCCCAUCAAGUCUGCUAAAGCUUCCAGAGACAUUGCGAGUGAUUACAAAUACAAAGAAGGCUAUCGUAAGCAGCUUGGCCACCACAUUGGGGCCCGUAACAUAGAGGAUGAUCCGAAGAUGGUGUGGUCGAUGCACGUGGCCAAGAUCCAGAGUGACAGGGAGUACAAGAAAGCCUUUGAGAAGACCAAGACUCACUUCAGUAGCCCCGUGGACAUGCUGGGCAUCGUAUUGGCCAAGAAAUGUCAGGAGCUGGUCAGUGACAUUGAUUACAAGCACCCUCUGCACCGCUGGACCUGUCUGCCGGACCAGAACGAUGUUGUCCAGGCCAGGAAAGUGUACGACCUGCAGAGUGACAACGUGUACAGGUCCGACCUUCAGUGGCUGAGGGGCAUCGGCUGGUCCCCAGCUGGUUCUCUGGAUGAUGAGAAGAACAAGAGGGCGAGCCAGAUCCUGAGCGACAAGAAGUAUCGGCAGCACCCGGACACCAUCAGAUUCACAAGCCUUCCUGACUCGAUGCCCAUGGUUCUGGCAAAGCACAACUCAGAAAUUAUGAACCAGCGAGCAUACACAGCAGCCUGGGAGAAAGACAAAACCAGCGUCCACAUUAUGCCAGAUACACCUGGUAUUUUGCAAGCCCAGCAGAACAGAGUGAACUUCAGUGAGAAACUGUACAAGCUUGCGAUGGAGGAAGAGAAGAAGAAGGGCUACGACAUGCGGGCAGAUGCCAUUCCUAUCAAGUCUGCUAAAGCUUCCAGAGACAUUGCGAGUGAUUACAAAUACAAAGAAGGCUAUCGCAAGCAGCUCGGCCACCACAUUGGGGCCCGUAACAUAGAGGAUGAUCCAAAGAUGGUGUGGUCGAUGCACGUGGCCAAGAUCCAGAGUGACAGGGAGUACAAGAAAGCCUUUGAGAAGUCCAAGACACACUUCAGUAGCCCCGUGGACAUGCUGGGCAUCGUAUUGGCCAAGAAAUGUCAAGAGUUGGUCAGUGACGUUGAUUACAAGCACCCUCUGCACCGCUGGACCUGUCUGCCAGACCAGAACGAUGUUGUCCAGGCCAGGAAAGUGUACGACCUGCAGAGUGACAACGUGUACAGGUCCGACCUUCAGUGGCUGAGGGGCAUCGGCUGGUCCCCAGCUGGUUCUCUGGACGAUGAGAAGAACAAGAGGGCGAGCCAGAUCCUGAGCGACAAGAAGUAUCGGCAGCACCCGGACACCAUCAGAUUCACAAGCCUUCCUGACUCGAUGCCCAUGGUUCUGGCAAAGCACAACUCAGAAAUUAUGAACCAGCGAGCAUACACAGCAGCCUGGGAGAAAGACAAAACCAGUGUCCACAUUAUGCCAGAUACACCUGGUAUUUUGCAAGCCCAGCAGAACAGAGUGAACUUCAGUGAGAAACUGUACAAGCUUGCGAUGGAGGAAGAGAAGAAGAAGGGCUACGACAUGCGGGCAGAUGCCAUUCCCAUCAAGUCUGCUAAAGCUUCCAGAGACAUUGCGAGUGAUUACAAAUACAAAGAAGGCUAUCGCAAGCAACUUGGCCACCACAUUGGGGCCCGUAACAUAGAGGAUGAUCCAAAGAUGGUUUGGUCAAUGCACGUGGCCAAGAUCCAGAGUGACAGGGAGUACAAGAAAGCCUUUGAGAAGACCAAGACUCACUUCAGUAGCCCUGUGGACAUGCUGGGCAUCGUAUUGGCCAAGAAAUGUCAGGAGUUGGUCAGUGACAUUGAUUACAAGCACCCUCUGCACCGCUGGACCUGUCUGCCGGACCAGAACGAUGUUGUCCAGGCCAGGAAAGUGUACGACCUGCAGAGUGACAACGUGUACAGGUCCGACCUUCAGUGGCUGAGGGGCAUCGGCUGGUCCCCAGCUGGUUCUCUGGACGAUGAGAAGAACAAGAGGGCGAGCCAGAUCCUGAGCGACAAGAAGUAUCGGCAACACCCGGACACCAUCGGAUUCACAAGCCUUCCUGACUCGAUGCCCAUGGUUCUGGCAAAGCACAACUCAGAAAUUAUGAACCAGCGAGCGUACACAGAAGCCUGGGAGAAAGACAAAACCAGUGUCCACAUUAUGCCAGAUACACCUGGUAUUUUGCAAGCCCAGCAGAACAGAGUGAACUUCAGUGAGAAACUGUACAAGCUUGCGAUGGAGGAAGAGAAGAAGAAGGGCUACGACAUGCGGGCAGAUGCCAUUCCCAUCAAGUCUGCUAAAGCUUCCAGAGACAUUGCGAGUGAUUACAAGUAUAAGGAAGGCUAUCGCAAGCAGCUCGGCCACCACAUCGGGGCCCGUAACAUAGAGGAUGAUCCGAAGAUGGUGUGGUCGAUGCACGUGGCCAAGAUCCAGAGUGACAGGGAGUACAAGAAAGCCUUUGAGAAGACCAAGACUCACUUCAGUAGCCCCGUGGACAUGCUGGGCAUCGUAUUGGCCAAGAAAUGUCAGGAGUUGGUCAGUGACAUUGAUUACCGCCACUAUCUGCAUCAGUGGAUCUGUCUGCCGGACCAGAACGAUGUUAUCCAUGCCAAGAAGGCCUACGAUCUGCAGAGCGACAACUGCUACAAGUCUGACCUGGAAUGGCUGCGGGGCAUUGGUUGGGUCCCAAUUGGUUCCUUGGAGGUUGAAAAAGCCAAGAAGGCAGGAGAGAUCUUGAGUGAUAAAAUCUACCGUCAGCAUCCGGACACAAUCAAAUUUACCAGUGUCCCUGAUUCUGUCGAGAUGGUCUUAGCCAAGCAGAACGCAGAGACGAUGAACAAGCGUUUGUAUACUGAGGCCUGGGAGAAAGACAAGACACAAAUCCACGUAAUGCCGGACACACCUGAAAUCAUCCUGGCAAAACAGAACAGCCAGAACUACAGUUUGAAACUCUACAAACAGGCCAUGGAAGAAGAAAAAAAGAAAGGCUAUGAUUUGAGGAGUGAUGCGAUCCCCAUCCAAGCUGCCAAAGCGUCCAGGCAGAUUGCCAGUGAUUACAAGUAUAAGGAAGGCUAUCGUAAGCAGCUCGGCCACCACAUCGGGGCCCGUAACAUAGAGGAUGAUCCGAAGAUGGUGUGGUCGAUGCACGUGGCCAAGAUCCAGAGUGACAGGGAGUACAAGAAAGCCUUUGAGAAGACCAAGACUCACUUCAGUAGCCCUGUGGACAUGCUGGGCAUCGUAUUGGCCAAGAAAUGCCAAGAGUUGGUCAGCGACAUUGAUUACCGCCACUAUCUGCAUCAGUGGAUCUGUCUGCCGGACCAGAACGAUGUUAUCCAUGCCAGGAAGGCCUACGAUCUGCAGAGCGAUAACUGCUACAAGUCUGACCUGGAAUGGCUGCGGGGCGUUGGUUGGGUCCCAGUUGGUUCCUUGGAGGUUGAAAAAGCCAAGAAGGCAGGAGAGAUCUUGAGUGAUAAAAUCUACCGUCAGCAUCCGGACACAAUCAAAUUUACCAGUGUCCCUGAUUCUGUCGAGAUGGUCUUAGCCAAGCAGAACGCAGAGACGAUGAACAAGCGUUUAUACACUGAAGCGUGGAAUAAAGAUAAGACCAUGGUUCAUGUCAUGCCUGACACACCAGAGAUCCUGCUAGCUAAACAAAACCAAUUAAACUACAGUCAGAAAAUGUACAAACUGGCUUUGGAGGAAUCCAAGAAGAAGGGUCAUGAUUUGCGUUUUGAUGCCAUUCCUAUUCAAGCUGCCAAAGCCUCCAGAGAGAUCGCCAGCGAUUACAAGUAUAAGGAAGGCUAUCGCAAGCAGCUCGGCCACCACAUCGGGGCCCGUAACAUAGAGGAUGAUCCAAAGAUGAUGUGGUCAAUGCACGUGGCCAAGAUCCAGAGUGACAGGGAGUACAAGAAAGCCUUUGAGAAGACCAAGACUCACUUCAGUAGCCCCGUGGACAUGCUGGGCAUCGUAUUGGCCAAGAAAUGUCAGGAGCUGGUCAGUGACAUUGAUUACCGCCACUAUCUGCAUCAGUGGAUCUGUCUGCCGGACCAGAACGAUGUUAUCCAUGCCAAGAAGGCCUACGAUCUGCAGAGUGAUGCUGUUUAUAAAUCCGACCUGGAAUGGCUGAGAGGUAUUGGAUGGGUUCCUAUUGGUUCCAUGGAUGUUGAGAAAGCAAAGAAAGCUGGAGAAAUCCUGAGUGACAGGAAGUAUCGGCAGCCACCAGACCAAAUUAAAUUUACUAGUGUGACAGACUCUUUGGCCAUGGUCUUAGCCAAGCAAAAUGCUGAGAUAAUGAACAAGCGUUUGUACACAGAAGCCUGGGAUGCGGACAAAAAGUCAAUUCAUGUCAUGCCUGAUACGCCAACAAUAUUGUUAGCGAAGGCCAAUGCAGCUAACGUUAGCAAUAAACUUUAUACGCAGGCCUGGGAAGAGGCCAAAAAGAAGGGUUAUGACAUGAGAGCUGAUGCAAUUCCAAUCCGAAGUGCGAAGGCAUCAAGAGAUAUUGCGAGUGAUUACAAGUACAAGGAAACGCACGAGAAGGAGAAAGGCCACUACAUCGGGUGCCCGUCUGCCAAGGAUGACCCCAAGCUGGUGUUGGCGGCGCGGGCCAUGCAGCUGCAGAACGACCGCCUUUACAAGAAGGCGUACCACGAUUCCAAGGCCCAGGUGCACAUCCCGGUGGACGCGAUGUCGCUGCAGGCGGCCAAGGAGUGCCAGGGCCUGGUGAGCGAUGUGGACUACCGCCAGUACCUUCACCAGUGGACCUGCCUGCCCGACCAGAACGAUGUGAUCCACGCCAGGAAGGCCUACGACCUCCAGAGUGAUAAUGUGUACAAGUCAGACCUGGAAUGGUUGCGUGGCAUCGGCUGGUUGACAGAAGGUUCUGUGGAUGUGGUGAAAGCAAAGAAAGCCCAGGAAAUCCUGAAUGACAGGUUGUACCGCACACGGCCGGACGAGUUGAAGUUCACCAGCAUUACUGAUACGCCAGACGUUGUCCAGGCCAAGAUCAAUGCUUUGCAGCUCAGUGACCGCUUGUAUCGUGAAACCUGGGAUAAAGAUAAGACGCAGAUUUCCAUACCCUCCGAUACCCCUGUAAUGCUGCAGUCCAAAGCCAAUGCUCUCAACAUCAGCAAUAAACAUUAUCAGAAGGCCUGGGAUGAGGCCAAGGCGAAAAGCUAUGACAUAAGAGCUGAUGCCAUUCCCAUCAAACACGCCAAGGCUUCCAGAGACAUCGCUAGUGAGUACAAGUACAAGGAAACGCACGAGAAGGAGAAAGGCCACUACAUCGGGUGCCCGUCUGCCAAGGAUGACCCCAAGCUGGUGUUGGCGGCGCGGGCCAUGCAGCUGCAGAACGACCGCCUUUACAAGAAGGCGUACCACGAUUCCAAGGCCCAGGUGCACAUCCCGGUGGACGCGAUGUCGCUGCAGGCGGCCAAGGAGUGCCAGGGCCUGGUGAGCGAUGUGGACUACCGCCAGUACCUUCACCAGUGGAUCUGCCUGCCCGACCAGAACGAUGUGAUCCACGCCAGGAAGGCCUACGACCUCCAGAGUGAUGUGGUCUAUAAGUCAGACCUAGAAUGGCUGCGUGGAAUUGGCUGGCUGCCUAACGACUCUCCAGAGGUCAAGAGAGUGAAGGCUGCCCAGGAUCUCCUGAGUGACAACGUGUAUCGUACACCUAUCGACAGCGUGAAAUACACCAGCAUUGUUGAUUCUCCAGAGGUCGUUCUAGCUAAAACCAAUGCCGAGCAACUCAGCAUUCCAAAAUACAAAGAAGCCUGGGAAAAGGACAAGACUAUGGUCCAUAUUAUGCCAGACACACCUGAAAUCAACCUAGCCAGGGCUAACGCUGCUAAUUAUAGCCAGAAACUGUAUAAAGAAUCUUGGGAUGAGGUGAAGAAGAGUUAUGAUUUGAGAGCAGACGCAAUCCCCAUCAAGGCAGCCAAAGCUUCUAGAGAAAUUGCUAGUGAUUAUAAAUACAAGCUGGAACACGAGAAGCAAAAAGGACAUUAUGUUGGAGUUCCCAAUGCAAAAGCAGAUACGAAAAUUGAGUUUGCCCUCGGCAUAGGCAAAGUUCAGAGUGAACUUGAGUACAAGAAACACUUUGCCAAGUGGAAGACGCAGUGCCACCUCCCAGUGGACAUGCUGUCCAUCCUGUCAGCCAAACACGGGCAGUCUCUGGUCAGUGAUGUUGAUUACCGGCACUACUUGCGGCAGUGGAUCUGUCUUCCAGACCAGAACGAUGUCAUACACGCUAAGAAAGCCUAUGAUCUUCAGAGUGAUGCUGUUUACAAAGCUGAUUUAGAGUGGCUGCGGGGGAUUGGAUGGCUGCCAAAUGAUUCAGUUGGACUCAACCAUGUCAAAUACGCUGGAGAUCUCUUGAAUGAGAGAAAGUACCGUACAAAAGCCGAAACUCUUCCAUUUACCGCAGUGACGGACAGAGUUGAUUAUGUCACAGCAAAGAAGGGCACUGAAAUUCUUAGUGAUAUUAAAUACCACAAAGAAUGGAAUGAGGCUAAGACAAAUUAUACUCUAACAGACACACCACAGCUGGAUAUGGCCCGAGAGGCAGCCAGAAUUCUCAACCAGAAUCUGUACAAGGAAAGCUGGGAGAAGGAAAAAGCCACUGGUUACCUCCUACCUCCUGACACUGUGCAGAUCUCUCAUGCCAAACGCUCCAGUGAUGUCCAGAGUGAGCUUAAAUACAAAGCUGAGUACGUCAAACAAAGAGGUCACUACGUUGGGGUUCCCAGUAUGAGGGAUGAUCCAAAACUGGUGUGGUACGAGCACGCUGGCGAGAUCCAGAACGACAGGUUGUACAAAUCGGACUACCACAAGACAAAGUCCAGAGUUCACAUCCCUCCGGACAUGGUGUCGCUUGUAGCAGCGAAGGACGGUCAGAACUUGGUCAGCGAUACCGAGUAUCGCCAAUACCUGCGUGAGUGGACGUGCCACCCUGACCAGAAUGACUGUAUCCAGGCAAGGAAGGCCUACGACCUGCAAAGUGAUAAUAUUUAUAAAUCUGAUCUGGAAUGGCUUCGUGGCUGCGGGUGGAUUCCUCUGGAUUCAGUGGAACACAAGAAAGUUAAGAAUGCCCAAGAACUGGUAAAUAAGAGAGCGUAUACGAAAGAAGCCCUUGAUAACUUUUCCAAUUACACCAGUGUGGUUGACACUCCCGACAUUGUUCUGGCAAGGAUGAACGCUGUCAAUCAGAGUGAUAUAAAAUACAAAGAAACAUUUAACCUUGAGAAGGGCCAGUACAUUGGGUCUGAUGAUACUCCAGCGCUGAACCACGCCAGAGACAUGUCCUUACUGUACAGUGAUAAACUUUAUAAAAAGGCUUGGGAAGUUAGCAAGCCCAUUGGCUACACUUUGGAUGAGAAAUAUAUUCCGCUUGUUGGAGCGAAACAUGCAAACUACAUAAAUAGUGAGCUUAAAUACAAAGCAGUAUAUGAGAAGCUGAAAGGCCAUUACCUGGCUGGGAAGGAGAUCGGUGAUUUCCCCAGCGUCGUUCACUCGCUGGCGUUCCAGAAAACAAGGAGCGCGUUGGCAUACAGAAAGAAUUACGAAGACACCAAAGCCCGUGUCCAUAUUCCAAGUGACAUGAUGAAUCACGUGCUGGCCAAGAAGUGCCAGUAUAUCCUCAGUGAUCUCGAAUACCGAACUUACUUCCACCAGUGGAGUUGUUCACCUGAAGAACAUGAUGUUAUUCUAGCCAGAAGAGCCCAGGAAAUUUUGAGUGAUGUGGUGUAUAAGGAUGACUUAAAUUGGCUGAAGGGACUUGGGUGUUAUGUUUGGGAUACUCCACAAAUCCUACAUGCUAAAAAAGCAUAUGACCUGCAGAGCCAGAUAAAAUACACAGCUGCAGGAAAAGAGAAUUUCCAGAACUUUGGAGUUGUUACUGACACUCCUGUCUAUGUGACCGCGGUGCAGAGCGCUCUCAACGCCAGUGAUGUGAAAUACAAGGAGGAUUUCCACAAAACCAAGGACAAGUACACAACUGUGACUGAAACAGCGGAUUCUGAAAGAAUUCAGAAUUUGAAACAUCUCUUCAGCGAUAAACUCUACAAGGAAGCCUGGGAUAGAGUGAAAGCGACGGGCUAUAUACUGCCCUCGGAUGCUGUGCCCCUCGCACGUGCCAAAGAACUGAAGCAUAAUGCUAGUAAUGUGAAAUACCGUGAAGAAUAUGACAAGUUCAAAGCGCUGUACACGAUACCCAGAGGUAUCGAGGAUGAUCCCAAUACAGCAAGGUGCCUUAGGGUCGGAAAGCUUAACAUUGAUCGUCUGUACAAGGAAGUCUAUGAAAAGAAUAAAGCCAAAGUCCACAUUAUUCCAGACAUGGUAGAUAUAGUGACUGCUAAGGAUUCCCAGAAGAAAGUCAGCGAACUCGAUUACCGCACACGUCUCCACGACUGGAUCUGUCUGCCCGAUCUUCAAAUCAAUACCCAUGUUCGAAAAGUGACUGAUCAGCUCAGUGAUGUGCUUUACAAGGAUGACCUCAACUGGCUGAAAGGCAUCGGCUGCUUUGUCUGGGACACUCCCGAAAUCCUCCAUGCCAAACACGCCUAUGACCUUCGCAGUGAUAUUAAGUACAAAUCUAAGGCAGAAAAAAUGAGGAGUGAGUUCACUGUGGUCACGGACACGCCUGUCUACGUGCAGAAUGUCAUCAGUGCCUUGAAUCUAAGUGAAGCUGUCUAUCGCAGUGAAUAUUUACACAAUGUGAAAGGCAAAAUGAUUCCUACUGAUAAAACAGUAGAUUUGGAGCGGGCCUAUCAUGCGAACAAAAUCCAGAGUGAAAAAUUGUAUCGCUGGGCUGGUGUGAAGGCUCUGCCUACUGGGUACAGCCUUCCCAAAGACACCCCCAGCUUUCAGCACGCCAAACACGUCCAGUACAUCGGCAGUGACCUGAAAUAUAAAGAAGCCUACGAACAUAUGAAAGCUAAAGGCUAUACUCUGGGACCUAAAGAUGUUGGGUUUGAAAAUGUGAGGAAAGUGAAUCAAGUCAUUAACGAGAGGUUGUAUCGGGCAACGUACCACAAGAACAAGGACAAGAUUCAUACCACGCCAGACACACCAGAACUCCGACAAGUCCGGGCGACGCAGGAAGCUGUCAGUGAUCUUAUCUACAAGUCCGAUUUCUUUAAGCUGCAGGGACACUUGAUUUCCUUGCCGUACACUCCUCAUGUCUUGCACUGCCGCUAUGCUGGGGACAUCAUAAGUGACAUUAAGUACAAAGAGGAUCUGACGUGGCUGAAGGGCUUGGGUUGCUUCCUGUAUGAUACUCCCGAUAUGGUCCGUGCUCGUCAGCUGCGUAAGCUUUGGUCUAAUUAUAUAUACACUGAUACCGCAAAGAAGAUGUGGCCUAAAUGCAAGGUGGUAUUGGAUACUCCUGGAUAUAGAGCGGUUCAGGAACUCAAAACCCAUUUGAGUGAACUGGUUUACAGAGCUGAAGGCAACGAGCUGAAGACAAAAUACACUUCCGUCCUUGAUACACCCGAGUUCUUAAGAGCCAAGCAAGGACAAAAAAUACAGAGCCAGUACUUGUAUGUGGAACUUGCCACAAAGGAGAGACCCCAUCACCAUGCAGGUGGUCAGACUCCAGCCUUCACACAUGCCAGGCAUGUCAAGGACAUGGUCAGCGAGAAAAAGUAUAAGCUGCAGUAUGAGAAGAUGAAGGACAAAUACACGCCUGUCGCUGACACCCCAGUGUUGAUCAGAGCCAAGAGAGCGUACCUGAACGCCAGCGAUUUACGCUACAAAGAAACCUUUGAGAAUACCAAGGGCAAGUACCACACAGUGAAAGAUGCUUUGGAUAUUGUCUAUCACCGCAAGGUCACCGAUGAUAUUAGCAGUGUGAAAUAUAAGGAAAAUUACAUGAGCCAGUUAGGGAUCUGGAGAUCGAUCCCAGACCGCCCGGAGCAUUUCCAUCAUCGCGCAGUCACGGAUGCCAUCAGUGACGUUAAAUACAAGGAAGACUUAGAAUGGCUUAGAGGCCUUGGCUGUUACGCGUGGGAUACUCCAACUUUCGCUCUGGCAGAAAAGAAUAAGGUGCUCUACAGUGGGUGUAAGUACAAGGAGUUAUUUGAGAAGACUAAGUCUAAAUUUCAGUAUGUAGCUGACUCUCCAAGUAACGACCACUUUAGAUAUGCAACUCAGUUGGUGGAUGAGAAAUUAUAUAAAGCUGCCUAUGAGAAGCUCAAAGAUAAGUACAGCCUAAUUGUGGAUGAUCCUAAGACCCUCCUGGCCAAGUGGGGGACUACACUGAGCAGUCAGAAGCAAUAUAAAUCCUUUGCCAAGAUGCUCCUGCAACAUGGAUGUAAUGAGAUUCGGAGGCCAGAUAUGCUGACAGCACUCUACAACACAUACCUGUGGAGCCAGGUUCAGUACAAAAAGGACUAUGAAAAGCAGAAAGACAAGUAUACUACGGUUGUGGAUACUCCAGAAUACUUAAGGACCACCAAAGUCAACAAACAGAUCAGUGACAUUAUUUACAAGUUGGAGUAUAACAAAGCGAAGCCUAAAGGGUACACUACAAUCCACGACACACCGAUGUUACUGCACGUGCGCAAGGUCAAGGACAGAAUAAGUGACCUGAAAUACAAAGAAGUGUAUGAGAGGAACAAGUCUCACUGCAAUGUUGUAGUAGAUUCAGUUCACAUUAAGACUCCAAGGCACGCUUACAAGCUGAACAGCAACCUGGAUUACAAGAAGAAGUAUGAAGCCACCAAGGCUCGCUGGAACUGGAUUGCUGAUAGGCCUGACUUUGUUCAAGCAGCCAAGUCAUCUCUGCAACAGAGCGAUUAUGAAUACAAACUAGACCGGGAGUUCCUGAAGGGAUGCAAACUCUCUGUCACAGACGACAAAAACACAGUGUUGGCUUUAAAUAAUGCCAUCUUGGCGAGCGAUGUAAAAUACAAAGAGAAGCACAACAAAGCCCGAGGAACGUACCAUGUUGUUCCAGAUACACCUCAGAUCCUCCUGGCUAAGACUGUCAGCUCCCUUGUGUCUGAGAACAAAUACAAAGAACAGAGCAAGAAGCAGCUUCCGCGUGGGUCUUACACAACCCUGCCCGAGACACGGGACACCGCUCAUGUGAAAGAGGUGACCAAGCAUGUCAGCGAGACAAACUAUAAAAAGAAGUUUGUGAAGGAGAAAGGCAAGUCUAAUUAUUCCGUCAUGCUGGAGCCUCCUGAAGUGAAACAUGCCAUGGAAGUUGCUAAAAAGCAGAGUACAGUUGAAUACAAGAAAGACGCCAAGUCAAAGCUCCACUACACACCUAUAGCAGAUCGACCAGAUAUUAAGAAAGCAACUCAGGCUGCUAAGUUGAUUAGUGAUAUUGAAUACAAAAAGCGCGGAGAAGCUGGCAUUGGCGUAACCAUGCUGGGGCGGCCGGAUAUUGAGCUGGCCAAGGAGGUGUCCAAGCUAACGAGCCAGGUGAAAUACAAGGAGAAUUUUUCCAAAGAGAAGGGUAAAAAGCCAAAGUAUGAUUUAAAGGAGGCUAAAAUCUACAAGACCAUGAAAGAUGCUCACAACAUGGCCAGUGAGGUGAAGUACAAGGCAGAUUUAAAGAAACUCCAUAAGCCCGUGACAGACAUGAAGGAGUCGCUGAUCAUGAACCACGUGCUGAGCACCAGCCAGCUCGCCAGUGCCUACCAGUACAAGAAGCAAUAUGAGAAGAGUAAGGGUCACUACCAUGUGGUGCCAGAUAAUCUUGAACAGGUUCAUCUAAGGGAGGCAUCAGAACUACAGAGCCACGUGAAAUACAAAGAAAAAUAUGAGAAGGAGAAAGGAAAACCUAUGCUGGACUUUGAAACUCCAACAUACCUCACUGCAAAGGAAUCCCAGCUCAUGCAGAGUGAGAAAGAAUAUAAGAAGGACUUUGAAGAGUCCAUUAAGGGCAGAAACCUUACUGGCUUGGAGAUUACACCAUCCUUAUUACAUGUCAAAUAUGCAACCAAAAUAGCAAGCGAGAAAGAGUACAGGAAGGAUCUGGAGGAAGCUGUCAAAGGUAAAGGACUAACAGCUCUAGAGGAGACUCCAGACAUGUUACGAGCAAAGAACGCAACUCAAAUCCUGAGCGAGAAAGAAUACAAAAAAGCCUUGGAAUUAGAAAUCAGAGGAAAAGGUCUGACAGAACUGGCUUUGGAGACACCAGAUUUUGUGAGAGCCAGAAAUGCCACUGACAUUGCCAGCCAGAUCAAAUACAAACAGUUGGCAGAAAUGGAGAAAGCCAACUACACCAGUGUUGUCGACACUCCGGAGAUUAUUCAUGCCCAGCAGGUCAAGAACCUUGCGAGCCAGAAAAAGUACAAGGAAGAUGCAGAGAAGACCAUGCCGUACUACGUGCCUGUAGCAGACACACCAGAAAUGCAGAGAGUCCGUGAGAACCAAAAGAAUGUUAGCACGCUUCAGUAUCAGUGGGACCUACAGAACAGUAAAGGAAAAGUUACAGUUGUACAAGACACACCAGAAAUGCUGCGUGUGAAAGAGAACCAGAAGAAUUUCAGCUCGAUUUUGUAUAAAGAAGAUAUUGGAACUGGAACUGCUAUUGAAAAGACACCAGAGAUGCAGAGAGUUAAAAGAACUCAGGAUGCAAUCAGCUCGAUCAAGUACAAGGAGAGUAUUGGCAAAGGAACUCCAAUUCCUGAUCUGCCGGAAGUGAAGCGCGUCAAGGAGACCCAGAAGCACAUCAGUUCGGUGUUGUACAAAGAGGACCUAGGGACAGGUACCCCCACCCCUGUCACUCCAGAAAUAGAGAGAGUCAGACGCAAUCAAGAACACAUUAGCUCGGUGUUGUACAAAGAGGGUUUAGGGACUGGCACCCCCACUGCGGUCACUGCCGACAUGGAGAGAGUCAAACGCAAUCAAGAGAACAUUAGCUCGGUGUUGUACAGAGAGGGGCCGGGCACGGGCACCCCCGUCCCUGUCACCCCCGAGAUGCAGAGGGUCAAACGCAAUCAAGAGAACUUUAGCUCGGUGUUGUACAAGGAGGAGCUGGGCACGGGGACCCCCACCCCGCUCACCCCCGAGAUCGAGCGCGUCAAACGCAACCAGGAAAACUUUAGCUCGGUGUUGUACAAGGAGGAGCUGGGCACGGGGACCCCCACCCCGCUCACCCCCGAGAUCGAGCGCGUCAAACGCAACCAGGAAAACUUUAGCUCGGUUUUGUACAAGGAGGAGCUGGGGACAGGGACCCCAACCCCGCUCACCCCCGAGCUGGAGAGAGUCAAACGCAACCAGGAGCACAUUAGCUCGGUUUUGUACAGAGAGAGCGUGGGGACGGGAACCCCCACCCCGGUCACCCCCGAGAUGGAGCGGGUCAAACGCAACCAGGAGAUCUGUAGCUCGGUGUUGUAUAAAGAAAACAUAGGGAAAGCGACCCCGACCCCGGUCACCCCCGAGAUGGAACGAGUCAAACGCAACCAGGAGAUCAUUAGCUCGGUUUUGUACAAAGAAAACGUGGGGAAAGUGACCCCAACACCCAUCACUCCAGAGAUGGAGAGAGUCAAACGCAAUCAAGAAAUCAUUAGCUCGGUGUUGUACAAAGAACAUCUGGGGCGAGCAACCCCCAUCCCCGUCACUCCAGAGCUGGAGCGAGCCAAGCGCAGCCAGGAGCACGUUAGCUCGGUUGGAUACAGAGAAGGUUUAGGGAAGGCGACUCCCACCCCCGUCACCCCCGACAUGGAGAGAGUCAAACGCAACCAGGAGAACAUCAGCUCGGUCCUGUACAAGGAGCAGCUGGCGAAGGGAACCCCGACCCCGCUGACGCCCGAGAUGGAGCGAGCCAAACGCAACCAGGAGAACAUCAGCUCGGUUCUUUAUUCAGACAGUUUCCGAAAACAAGUCCAAGGCAAAGCUGCGUAUGUGCUGGAUACACCCGAAAUGCGCCGGGUGCGAGAGACCCAGAAACACAUCUCCACAGUGAAAUACCAUGAAGAUUUUGAGAAGACCAAAGGUAGUUUCACACCCGUAGUCACCGACCCCAUUACAGAACGUGUGAAGAAGAACAUGCAGGAUUUCAGCGACAUCAGCUACCGGGGGAUUCAGCGGCGUGUGGUGGAGAUGGAGCGCAAGCGCGUGGACCAGGAUCAGGAGAACCUCACAGGUCUCCGUGUGUGGCGCACGAAUCCCGGGUCGGUCUUUGACUACGACCCAGCAGAGGACAACAUCCAGUCCCGGAGCCUGCACAUGAUCUCGGUGCAGGCGCAGCGGCGCAGCCGGGAGCACUCCCGCUCUGCCAGCGCCUUGAGCAUCAGCGGCGGCGAUGAGAAGUCGGAGCCCUCGGACGGCGUGGAUCAGCACCUGUCCUACUACAGCAACGGCGGCUUCUUUGCCACAACCACAACAGUGGGCUACAAACACGCUAAAACCAUCGAGUUACCACAACAACGGUCAUCGUCGGUUGCCACCCAGCAAACAACGGUUUCAUCGGUUCCUUCUCACCCCUCGACUGCUGGCAAGACGUACCGGGCCAUGUACGACUACACGGCGGCUGACGCUGAUGAGGUUUCCUUCAAAGACGGUGACACGAUUGUCAACGUGCAGGCCAUCGACGAGGGCUGGAUGUACGGGACGGUGCAGAGAACCGGCAAGACGGGGAUGCUGCCCGCCAACUACGUGGAAGCCGUCUAACGCAACGCUGCCAGCAAGCCCGUCCGCAUGGCGCAGACACGGCCCUUCCCACCGCGCAAGCCUUGGAAAAGCGUUUGUAACAUCUUUUCCAAAGUGCCUUGUUGUCUCCCAUGGUGACGGUGCCUUAGGAACCACGAGGGGAAGAAAAAGAGUAAAAAACCCCAAGUAAUUGCAGAGAAAAAUCCUCUUGAAACAUCUUUUCAAAACAUUUUUGAAAACUACAGGUAAACACCCUACUAGGCUUUGCUCAUGAGAAAUGUCUUCCUUCUAGUGCCAAAACUAUUACUUUUAAACAUUGUCUGGACUUUCAAACAUGUCACCAGCACAAUAUUGCACUGUGAAAUUCUGUACCUGUACUUCAGACUAAGACCACCACCUAUUAUUUUAAUUCUCCCCUACAGAGAAUACUUUUCUGGGCUACUCUAAAAUGUUUGAAUGUAUUCAUUUCUUUUCCAUAUAAGCAACAUUUAACCUUAGUAUCUCAAACCAACUUUUAGUUGAGGGGGAAACCAAACCAAAGCCGCUGGUUCCGCUUGCUGAGCUCUUCUGCACGUGGUUUUCAUGCAACUGUUCUGGGGUCUAAUCUGUUAUUACUUGUAAAUUAGUGACUAAAUAAAGGUAAUGGUUCUGCA
This is a messenger RNA of Columba livia (rock pigeon), 22179 nucleotides long. RefSeq names its product nebulin (gene NEB). The coding region runs from base 173 to 21547 and encodes 7124 amino acids. Gene Ontology annotation, molecular function: actin filament binding. The transcript has 154 exons. Lineage: Eukaryota; Metazoa; Chordata; Aves; Columbiformes; Columbidae. Gene Ontology annotation, cellular component: Z disc. Gene Ontology annotation, biological process: cardiac muscle thin filament assembly. The record is from RefSeq and is a predicted model, not a curated record.